Messenger RNA from Seriola aureovittata, 1534 nucleotides. RefSeq names its product transmembrane protein 81 (gene tmem81). The transcript has 6 exons. NCBI's taxonomy places the organism in Eukaryota, Metazoa, Chordata, Actinopteri, Carangiformes, Carangidae. Bases 725 to 1369 code for a protein of 214 amino acids. The record is from RefSeq and is a predicted model, not a curated record.
UUUCAUAUUUGAAGAACAUAAAAUGAAGAAAAAGUCUGUCUGGAAAAAAAACUUUUGGGAAGAUGAAACAUAUCUAGGUUCAUUUGAAACAUUACAUAUUAUCCACUAUUAAAUGCUCACUGUAAACUUCUAAAUUUAAAACAGUGGCCCGUGCAUAUUCAAAACUGUGGUUUUGAUCAUCACAAAAAAAUCAAUUCACUGAGAUUUUAGAAUUUAUUCACCUCAGGACUAAACACAUAUCUUGCCUGCACUAAUGUGAAGGGUGAGACUGAGCUCUUCACUGCAGUAUGUAGGCCUAGUCCAGGUCUGGCUCAAAAACAGUGGUUUUGAUGCGCAAGACGUCACGCAGGUGAGUCACUAAGUCUCGUCCUCACGCGGCUCUUGUUAAUGUUCAUAACCGAGAUUGUCUUCUCGCACAAGUAUGUGGAGCCAAACAAGCUCAGCAUUUUCUUAGCAAAUGUUCAAAUCUCUUGGAACCUGCCUUCAUCCAGCUGGAGGUAGAAGUUGACAAGAGGGAGCUGUUGGUGCCGACUGCUUCGUAAUUCAGCGGGAAAAUACUCCAAUUUCCACUUGUCCUGGAAGCGGCGGCCCUCGCUGUCAACUUUUCUGUUUUUAGUUACAGUCGCCAUGUCAGAAAUGGGCUGAAAGGGUCACACAAGGGUCGAGAGUGCGGCCACAGGUCUACUGCCAUCUUCUGGUGAAAUAUUUCCAUUCACACUUUGAGAUGCAGCGUAUAUCUACAGGGCUUCGCCUACCUCCUCUCCUCUUCUUCUUCCUCCUCUUCUUCCGACCUCUGACCUCAGGGGACCUGGAGGAGGUGGAUAAUGUGCCAGUGGAGGUCAUCGUGGACAGCUCCCCCUGCAGCACCACUUGCGGGCUGGGGCUUAAAACUCAAACCCUGUGUUUGAUGAAAGACGGCGAGAGAGCGAUGGAAGAAGGCGGGAGGAGUGGAAACGGAGCAGAGGUGUCGGAGGCGUGUCGUGUUCGCAAGGUCAAGUGUCAGGAGUCGUGGCAGUGCGGCCUCAGGACGAUGACUGUGACUUCAGGGCAGAGGGUGGAGAUCGACUGUCUGGGAGAAGUCAUGCAGGCGAUGGGGAGGUUCUCCUGGAGGGUGUUGUGGCGUUAUGCCAGAGGGAUUAUCAGCUCUGAUGACUCCCUGUUUGAUCGCUGGGAGGCUCCUCAGCUGGACCGAGUGAUUCUGGACCCAGUUAGAGAGGAGGAUGCAGGUACUUAUCGCUGCGAUGUGCAGGAUGCCGUCUUCCGCAGGGUGAAGAGGGUUUACUGGGGGAUCCGCGUUUUACCUGCAGGGGUCCUCAAUCUGGACUAUGACUGGAAACCAGCAAAACCAGACCGUGUAGCACCAGCAUAAGAUCGCCAGUCUUAUCGCGGUGGUGGUAAGAUGCAGGGAAGAAGAAGACUGUUAGUAAGUAAACAUGGAUGUGAACAAUGCUGGUUUCAAAUGUUUAAUUAAGGCUUUCCAAAUGUGAUGAAAAUGCAUUCAACAUGUUUGUCAGACCUCAAGGGUAACCAUAAA